UUUCUGAUUGCUAUAAUAUGUCAUUAAAUCUUGAUAUGGGUAUGCCAAAGUUAUGCUAAAUGAAAUUAAAUGGCAUACCCAACUUUUUUAUACAACCAAUGAAAGAACGAAAAUCUUCGACAUUUAUACAGACCGGCAAACUUCGUUAAAGAACAGCUGUAUCGGGAGUUUGGAAUGUCUGCUUUUCCUGCUGUAUUUUUUAGAUACGUGUCUUUGAAUGCAUUCUGAUGAGUUUUUUUAGGUUCAGAUAUAUUUUUCGCCAAAAAUAUUUACUUGUUUUCACGAUCAUCGUGAUAAUUCUAUUCCUCAUGUAUCAACUCUUUUCUGUUGGACAGCUGGGUAAAGAAUUAUCCAGAAGAAAUCCUAGGCCUAGAUUACAGACAAAUUUUAAGAAUUAUGAAAAAGCAGAUGGCUUUAUGCAAUCAAAAAGUGCUGACAAGGAAAUAAAAGAUGAUGCUUGGCAUGCAUCAUUGAAUACUCAAGAGAAUACAAAAUUUAUUCUUGGUGUGUUGCCUUCUAGUCAAAGAUUCUAUAAACCUACACCUCGAAAUACAUUUAAAUGUAUAGAAAGUGGGGAAGAAAUUAACUUUGCCUUUGUGAAUGACAAUUUUUGUGACUGUUCAGAUUUUUCGGAUGAACCAAGUACUUCUGCCUGCAAUUCUGGAAAGUUUUAUUGCACUCAUCAGUCCAAGCAUAGUAUCAGUUCUGUGUUAUCAUACAAAGUGAAUGAUGGUAUUUGUGAUUGCUGUGAUGGAAGUGAUGAAUGGUUGCAUAUCACACUACCUGAACAUACUUUAGUUCCUGGUAACAAGCAGAAAGGAAUUUUUCAAGUGCCCUGUCCUGUGAAUUGCAUCUCCUAACAUUGAUUUGAAGCCUUCUCUCAUUUCAGCAAUCUGAAAUUUAAUAAUUGUUGUGAAAUGAUCUGUGAAACAGUUAAGCCUCUUUAAUUCAUUGUCUCAAUCAUUUUAUUGUAGAAUUAUUUUAUUUCAACAAAGUAGUCCAUCUAUAUCAUGUUUUGAUAUCCUUUUUCUUAUUUGAUGAAAUUUUAAAAUAUACAUGACUAAUCGAUAUAAUUGUGUAAAUUUGUUACUUUGAUCAGAUUAUAUUAUUAUGUGCUAUUUUUUUUUUUUUUUUUUACAUAUCUUGUGCCUUUUUUUGUUGACAGUGUACAUAUUCUAGAUAGUUUCAAUUUUAUUUGUUGUCUGUUUAAUCCAGUUUUAGUAUUCAUGAAUUGAAUGUUAGACAAUUGAAAUAACUCUGACGAUUCAUUCAUAUGGAAGAUAAAAGUAGGUCUGUCUAAAAAUAUUUAAUGUUACAAUAGAUAGGCAGCUAAAUUUUAGUUUUAUUAAAUGUUUCUUUAUGGAUAAUGAUUUAUGUACAGUACUAUGUUAUUCUUGAAUCUUCUUUAAUUUAUUUAGCAAAUAUAUAAACUAGAAUUAAUAGAUAAACUUUUUUUUGUAUAAUUUUAUAUUUUACAAAUCUCAUCACUAAUAAUGAUUUAAUUUUAUUUUUCUUUAAUAAUAGUCAUUGCCAGAAACAUAAAUAUGUUCUGAUGCUAUGCAACAGUAAAAAUUUCUGUUGAAUUUUGCAAACUGCUAUUGUGUAAGUAGUAUAUAAGUGAAAAGUUUAAGGGAAAGAAAAUUCAUUUUAACAAUAGUCAAAAUAAAAUGCUUUAAAAAAUCAUUCAUAUUAAAUUUUAUUAUUGUCUUUGUUUUAAGCACUUUGAACAAUGCUUCAUAUUUCCUUCAUACUCAGAUAUAUGAUUAUUUAUUUGUUAAUUGUUUUAAUCAUUAUAUUUUAAAUUUAAGUGACAUUUUUUUUUUUGCUCUAACCAUUGUGAUUUUAAAAAUGUAUUUAAUUAUUUGUGUGUAAAAUUACCCUCCCCCCAUUCUUUAAUUUAAAAUGGCAGCAUGUUAAAAAUAAUUAAACAUGAAUUUAAAAAAUUCCUACUAAAAUUAUAAAUGAUUUAUUACUUAAUGUAUAGCAUUUAAACAUUAUAUAUAUUAAAUGCGUUUUAAUUGAAUAAUGAUUAUUGGUCUUUAAUGUUUGCACUAAUGAUAAAUGUUUGUUUUCUCUUGAAACUAACCUUUAUGAAUUUCUUUUCUUAUAUUGUUAAUCAAGUAACUUUAUAAAUCAAAUUUUUAAGUAAUAAUGAAAGUAUUGCCAGUAACAGAUUGCAUUUACUUUCAAUUUUUUGAAUUUGUUAAAGAAUAAAUGAAAAAAUUAGAUAAACAAAAGGUAUCCUUUUCCUUCUGAGAUCCUGUUUAAUGAGGCUUUGCUGCAUUUGAAAUGAAAAUGUUUGUUUUAAAAAUUGCUACUUGUAUUUUUAACAUAUUGUUAUUUUGUAUUUAGUUUAUUCUUGUUGUAUGAAACCCUUUUGGCAUUAUGUGUUGCCAAUGGCAUUCCAUGUAUAAAUGUUAUUGUGUAUUGUUAUAAAAAAAUAAUAAA
Molecule: messenger RNA, 2448 nt
Organism: Argiope bruennichi
Lineage: Eukaryota; Metazoa; Arthropoda; Arachnida; Araneae; Araneidae
Product: glucosidase 2 subunit beta-like
Exons: 5
Coding region: 228-860 (210 amino acids)
Biological process (GO): N-glycan processing
Cellular component (GO): glucosidase II complex
Source: RefSeq, a predicted model, not a curated record